Molecule: messenger RNA, 1988 nt
Organism: Cimex lectularius (bed bug)
Lineage: Eukaryota; Metazoa; Arthropoda; Insecta; Hemiptera; Cimicidae
Product: L-sorbose 1-dehydrogenase-like
Exons: 3
Coding region: 1-930 (309 amino acids)
Molecular function (GO): oxidoreductase activity, acting on CH-OH group of donors; flavin adenine dinucleotide binding
Source: RefSeq, a predicted model, not a curated record
AUGAUACUUCGAUUGAUAGAGUUCCUACCUCUUCUUGUCGCAUCGGUCUAUUUGUAUUUUUACGAAGAUGUCGACCCCAAACGAAAACCCGUAGAUAUUGAUGAAAACAGGCUUUCUGGAAUUUACGAUUUUAUUAUUGUUGGCGCAGGAUCUGCAGGAAACAAUUUACAAGAUCAUUUGUGUGUACCUGUGUACAUGCAAGUGAACAAACAUGUCGGAAUAAGAGAUGAAGAAGUGUUUUCAAGAAAAGCAAUUAUGAGAUACACAAAGAAUAAGAGUGGGCCGCUGACAACAAAUGGAUACGAAGCGAUAGUGUUUGUUAAUGUAUUCGAUCCUAAAUCUCUUCUGCAGAACAUUGAAUGGCACCUCACAUCUUUCAGGAUGUUCGUUGCUGAAAAUCCAGCAAACAUCAAGGAAAAUGUUGUCGCCCCUAUUGUAAUAAAUGUUAAUCCUUCCAGUAUAGGAACAGUCAGACUAAAUCCCCUUAAGCCACAAGGACCUCCUUUAAUUGAUACAAACUAUCUUGGGGCAGAUGAGGAUAUGUUGAUUCUUAGAGAAGGAAUAAGAUUACUUUUCGACUUCUUCAGCACACCUACUUUGGCUUCUCUUAAACCACAGAUUUACUUUAGAGAAUUUGGCAACUGUGUCCAGUUCAAAAAUAUGAUUGAUCAGUUAAUAGACUGUAUUAUUACUCAAUACUCGGCAACUCUGUACCAUCCGGUUGGUACAGCUAAAAUGGGUCCAAAAUCAGAUCUGACUUCAGUAGUCAGCCCUGAACUGAUAGUCCAUGGAUUUGAAAAUCUGCGAGUCAUUGACGCUUCAAUAAUGCCAAGGAUAACUCGAGGAAAUGUAAAUGCUCCGACAAUAAUGAUUGCUGAAAAAGGAGCUGAUAUUAUUAAAUUCAGUUACCAUACAAAAUCCACAUAUUGACCCAGCUGCACCGACAAAAACACCAGUUGAUGAAGAACCUCUAUCAUUAUCAAGAAGUACAAGAUCAGGAUGCCAAGUUCGCUUUCCCGGACGCUAUAUCCAGUUCAUUAGCUGACCUAGCCGAUGAUGGGAGUGGUGUGGGGUAGCAUUGUUUCAAGAUUACGUGGCUAGAGAACAUGUGAAGUUAAGUGCAAGAAGAAAGAACGUUUGCCUUGGGUAUUACUUAUAUAAAUAAAUAGUGAUACAAAUUAGUAGUGUGUGGUUACUAAAAUCACCUAAACCCUUACAUAUCCUUACAUACUUAGAGUUAAAAUUUGAAUUAUCUCCAAGUAUUUGCGAGUUGUCCUUAAUCCCAUAGAUGUUAAUUUGUACCUCAGUAUGUGUAAAUAAGUCACGUUUUAUAUUAAAGAAUAGUUGUAUUAUAGGUAUAUCUGCAUAUAUUUAUCGCAAAUCCUUUACAACAGAUCAUAUUUUGUUAAGUAAUUAAUGGAGAUAAUGUAUAAGAGAAAAUUAAAAACAUUAUGGGUAACCACAUUUUUUGCCUCUCAGUGUAAAUAAUCCAGCCAAAAAUGCUUUGAACUAUUGCCCAAGCGCCUUCAUAUCCAACCUUACUAUUCCUGCUUCAAAAUUUCUAUUCUCUUCAAAAUUGCAAUAGGUCAAUAUAAACGCCUCCAUAAAACCGUUGUACCUCAUCCCAACCCUCUGGUCCAAUAUCUUUCAACCCCCCCCCUCUUAUACAAUCCUUCAACGAUGCCUGAAGCGCCAAUGGCCUCAUGAUUUCCUACAUAGUGAGAAAUAGUGCUGUGAUGGACUAUAAUCAAUGGAUUUCUUUUUCACUCUAAUAUUGUGUGAUGUUACAAAAUUAAUAAAAACAAUUAAGUUGCUUGUAGUGCUUUGGCAUUGAUAACAGAACAAUAAAUUUAUGAACAAAUUUGUUUGUAUGUAAUUAGGUAAAAAUAUUUCAAAGUGUAAUAUACGUUAUUCCAUCCCCACCACCCAAAAAACUGUUUAAAGCAAUCUUUCACAGAAACUUUAAAAAUAUAAAAUAAUAAAAAUGA